Messenger RNA from Panicum virgatum (switchgrass), 604 nucleotides. Its product is annotated as defensin-like protein CAL1. The transcript has 2 exons. The record is from RefSeq and is a predicted model, not a curated record. Gene Ontology annotation, biological process: defense response. Lineage: Eukaryota; Viridiplantae; Streptophyta; Magnoliopsida; Poales; Poaceae. Bases 108 to 362 code for a protein of 84 amino acids.
UCCAGUUCGAACAGUAGUACUAGCCAUCAGUCACCGCUACACACGCACGCAGCCACCCCCGUGUGUGGUAGGACGAUCUAGUACUACAAGUCAUCAGCAGCGAAGAGAUGGCUUGGACGACCUCCUCCCGCCGCGCGGUCGCCUCCGCCCUCUUCGUCGUCCUGCUGCUCCUCGCAGCCUCAGAGACGGGGCCGGCGCGGGUGGCGGAGGCGCGGCACUGCCUGUCGCAGAGCCACAGGUUCGUGGGCGCCUGCAUGAGCUACCGGAACUGCGAGGGCGUGUGCAGGACGGAGGGCUUCCCGUGGGGCGUCUGCAGGUGGCACGGCAUCGAGCGCAAGUGCUACUGCAAGAGGCUCUGCUAGGCGGGCCAGGCCCCGUUUGCUCCCAUGGCCCUGCAAUGAAUUAGCUAGCUUGACCGGCCGGCCCGGCCCGUUUUCUGUUUACUUCACCGCAUUGCAUUGCAUAGCUUGAACCGGUUGCCCCGGCCCGUUUGCCGUUAUUCGCGUGCGCGUCUGUACCAUUCCAUGUCGCGUGCUUUACCGUGUAAGAUGUUCUAGCUACCUGCUAUCGAAUAAUAUAUAAGCUAUGUCGUCGCCAAAUUAUU